AAAAUUAAAAUUUAAAACAUAUCAUCAUGUUGAUUAGAACAUAAUUAGGGCUCGUUAAGGUCGUAAUUGAAAUCAUAAUUACUCAUUAAAAGAUCUAAAGAAAGCGACCUAUUUGACCCUUAUAUGAAAUAUUUCUCAGCUUGAUAAUUAUGCAAAGCUGUGAAAUUUUUUAUAAGCUUGGUGUACUCAGUGAUUUGUCUUAAAUAGAAGUUCUUGUCUGAUUGUUGUCAUUCUAAAAAGUGUAGUCUAACUAUGAGUAUCGCCAAACGUAAACGCAAUGACCUCUCACUUGGAGACAAGUUUGAGGUAGUCAAGUUACUUGACAAAGGGCAAAAACAAACAGAAAUAUGCAAAUUGCUAAACAUAUCCCAAGCCCAGGUAUCGAGAAUAAAGGGCAAGAAAGACGAAAUAUGUAAAUCAAUAGAGACCAACUCUAACACAAAACGCAAAAGGGUAGUCAGUGGCAAAGAUGCCGAGGUUGAGAAAGCUCUUCUAGAGUGGUUUAAGAAUGCUAGAGAGCGAGACAUACCACUGUCGGGCCAAAUACUACAAGAGAAAGCCAAAGAACUUGCAACACAGCUUGGCAAAGAUGAUUUUGUCGCCACCAAUGGUUGGCUUGAAAGGUGGAAGGGCCGCAACAACAUAGUCUACAAGAAAUGCCACGGGGAGAAAAAAGACGCUGACACUGAAGCAGCAGAUGACUGGGUUACAAAUGUUCUUCCAGAAAUACUCAUGAACUACAACCCAGAUGAUAUCUACAACGCUGAUGAGACUGGCCUCUACUACCGAGCUAUUCCAGAUGGAACACUCACUGAAAAAUUUCAUGAUGUUGCAGGCAGCAAAAAGUCAAAAGAUCGCAUCACCGUCAUGGUUGCAGCUAACAUGACCGACACUGACAAAAGACCUCUACUUGUCAUCGGCAAAAGUCAACAGCCCCGCUGUUUCAGAGGUGUCCAACACCUACCAGUCACUUACAAAGCCAACAAAAAUGCAUGGAUGACUUCCGAAUACUUCAAAGAGUGGAUAAAGGCAUUUAAUAAUGACAUGCAGAGGCAACGUCGUCAUGUCAUAUUACUGGUUGACAACUGCAGUGCUCAUCCCGAGUCAGCUGGUGCUGGUCUCCAACACGUCGUGCUGAAGUUUUUGCCUCCCAACACUACAUCAAUCAUUCAGCCAUGUGACCAAGGUAUUAUUCGGAACCUAAAAGCAUACUAUCGUAGUAACAUGGUCAGGAAGGUGAUUAGAAUAAUAGAAGCAUCAGAGGUUAAACUGACUGCAAACGCUCUUGCUCGCAAAUUAACAUUGUUAGAUGCAGUUCAUUUACUAAAGAAAUCUUGGAGUUGUGUCACUACCUUAACUAUCAUCAACUGCUUCAAGAAAGGUGGCUUCGUUGUUCCCGACCACAACCUACAAGAAGAGCAGAGUGAAGAUGAUACAACUACUCUCACAUAA
Mytilus californianus (California mussel) is the source of this 1452-nucleotide messenger RNA. Its product is annotated as tigger transposable element-derived protein 4-like. Gene Ontology annotation, molecular function: DNA binding. The coding region runs from base 253 to 1452 and encodes 399 amino acids. Lineage: Eukaryota; Metazoa; Mollusca; Bivalvia; Mytilida; Mytilidae. Gene Ontology annotation, cellular component: nucleus. The record is from RefSeq and is a predicted model, not a curated record. The transcript has a single exon.